Sclerotinia sclerotiorum 1980 UF-70 is the source of this 1053-nucleotide messenger RNA. RefSeq lists its product as hypothetical. Lineage: Eukaryota; Fungi; Ascomycota; Leotiomycetes; Helotiales; Sclerotiniaceae. Gene Ontology annotation, molecular function: oxidoreductase activity, acting on the CH-CH group of donors, NAD or NADP as acceptor. The coding region runs from base 1 to 1053 and encodes 350 amino acids. The transcript is spliced from 3 exons. The record is from RefSeq and is a predicted model, not a curated record.
AUGGUUCAAAACAAAGGUCUCAUCUUCAAGCAAGUUCCUCAAGGAUUUCCUAUUGCAGGAAAGGACUUGGUAGUCGAGGCACGCGAAUUUGACCUCGAGCAAGCACCACCAGCUGGAGGUGUCACAACCAAGAACUUAUAUGCCUCUUUCGAUCCUUAUCAACGUGGACGCAUGAGGGCUGCGGAAGUCAAGUCUUACUCUCCAGCAUUUCCACUGGGACAACCUAUCAACAACAACACCGUUGCCAAAGUUAUCAAGUCCGACAACCCUAAAUUUCAACCAGGAGACCUUAUCGUUGGUUUCAUCUGGACUGAAGAGUACUCUGCUCUUCCAAAGCAGCUUGCAGAUGGAGCAACAAAAAUUGAGAACCCACAUAACCUUGACGUAAAGCAUUUCCUUGGAGCAUUGGGCAUGCCCGGAUUGACCGCCUACUCCUCUUUCUAUGAAAUUGGCAAGCCAGUUAAAGGCGAAACCAUCUUCAUCUCUUCCGCUUCGGGAGCUGUUGGACAACUUGUUGGACAACUUGCCAAGCACGAAGGUCUCAAGGUUAUCGGAUCCGUUGGAUCUGACGACAAAUUAGAUUACAUCAUCAAGGAUUUGAAAUUCGAUGGAGGCUUCAACUACAAGACCGAGAAAGCAGCAGAUGCUCUCAAGCGCCUCGCACCAGAUGGAAUCGAUAUCUACUAUGAGAAUGUCGGAGGAGAACAAUUAGAAGCGGCUAUCAGUGCCAUGAAAGAUUUUGGCAGAAUCGUCGCUUGUGGUAUGAUUAGCGAGUACAACAAAACUGAAGCCGAGAGAUAUCCUAUCAAGAAUUUGAUGAACAUCGUGGCAAAGAGACUCACUUUCAAAGGUUUUAUUGUUGGUGAUGCUAACAUGGGCCCAUUACAUGCUAAGGCCAGAGAUGAGAAUGUUUCCAAGUGGUUGGCGGAUGGAAGCUUCAAGGCUACUUUGUCUGUUACUGAAGGUAUCGACAAUAGUCCAGAGGGAUUAAUUGGUAUGCUUCAAGGAAAGAACUUUGGAAAGGCGGUUCUUAAGAUUGCUGAUGCCGAGUAA